GUUGGAGACGUGAGACCCCUCAUCGAGGUGGAGUUCAGCAUUGUUGAAUCUCCACCUUUGGCCAAAGACGAGGAUGAUCUUUCCAAGUUUUUGGAUCUAGAGUUCAUUCUGUCUAACUAUGUCACGUCUGACAACGACAACUCAGCGCAGCAGCCGCCCGCCUAUUCUCUACCGGAGUCCCCAGAAAGUUGCAGCACCGUGUACGACAGCGAUGGAUGUCACCCGACGCCGAACGCGUAUUGUGGCAACACCUUUAACGCGCGUCCCGGUCACAGUCUGGUAGCCGAGUUGUUUACUCCGGACGUGAAUUAUCACGGCGACUCGCAUGAAUAUAUUUUAAAAGGGCAUUUAGACAGGCUGGAGUACACUGAACUAAGGGCUCUGAACUCUCGAAACCAGGCACAUGUAUCCAAUUCUAAUAACGUGGGAUACAAAAUAAAAAGUGAAAACCACGAGCAAUCCUGCAUGAUGGUAAACGACUACGUGGGCCAUUAUUAUGGACAGCAGCAGCACCAGGCUUAUGGGCAUCACGUGCAACAAGAUGUGCCUCGGGACAUUUUAGCGAGGAAAGACUGCAUCCUAACAGAGAUGAACUCUCACCAUCAUAUUGACAUUGCACAUCAACAGCAGUUCAUGAAUGGCGCGCCUUUUCUACCUCAGUACGCCCAGCAUCAGCAGUAUCACGGACAUUAUAACAUGUUUAGCGAACCAUUGCGGGCAAAUCACCCGGCCAUGCCAGGUGUGAUGCUGACUCCACCAUCCUCACCCCUCCUGGGAUUUUUAAACCCAGAAGACAGCAAGCCAAAACGAGGGCGUCGGUCAUGGGCACGAAAGCGGACAGCGACGCACAGCUGCGAGUUCCCCGGAUGUGGGAAAACGUACACGAAAAGCUCCCAU
Messenger RNA from Sinocyclocheilus rhinocerous, 897 nucleotides. RefSeq lists its product as uncharacterized. The transcript has a single exon. The annotation marks the transcript as partial. Lineage: Eukaryota; Metazoa; Chordata; Actinopteri; Cypriniformes; Cyprinidae. The record is from RefSeq and is a predicted model, not a curated record.